CAGAUAUAUGUGCUGAUGGCAUUUGACAGAAACUGAAGAACAAAAAUAAUAUAUAAUUUUUUUUAAAAAAACAGUUGACAAUUCAUUUUCCCAUUGAAAGAUCCAUUGUCUUUCUUAUUUCAAAAAAUUUCCCUUUAAAUGCAUCAAGUUUACUCUGCCUUUAUUCAAUCUUAUUCCAUGAACUUCUCACAUAUCCUCAUCAAUAAAAUGUUUUUGUUUGUAGUUUUUCAAGAUAGUUUCCUUUGAUCUUUUCCCUCAGAAUAUACAAUUAAAAAAAAGAACAACCGUUGCAUUUGUGGCUGUAUUUGCAAGAGGAAGAAAAAAGGGUCAAUGGAGAAUUCUUUAGGAUCUGCAUUUGUGGCUGUUUUUGCAGUUUCAGGAAGUGUUGUCCUUCUUGCCAUGAGAGUGCAUAAACAUCUUCUUUCUGAUUUCAUGAACAAACUCGAACUUGAAAUUGAUAAAGAUCAAGCAAAGAAGAAGGUUAUGUUCUCCAACAAAAUUGUUGAAUUGGGCUCUCAAAACAAAGAUAAGUUUCAUGAUUAUCAUCAUAGUUCAAGGAAGCACAGGAAGAACCACGGAGAAUCAUCUGAUGAUGAGAGCUUGGAAUCCAUGCCUUUGAAUUGGCAAGUUCUUUAUAAAGGAAUCCUCAGUAAUAAGACCCUUAGGGGUUAUAAUUAACUAGUUGUAAUACCCCCUUUGUAUUUGUACUCCUUUGUAAAAGUAUUUGUAUCUGUGGUUGUGAUGGCGACUUUUGUAGUCACAUUAGCAAAAGGAAAUGACACGUUAUUGUGACUUUAGUAAAUUUUCAUUUUUAUUCGUGUAACAUAUUUGGUUGAAUAUAGAUUGGGGGAAUGAAAGGUGAUUUUUUUGUCUAUUA
Lycium ferocissimum is the source of this 877-nucleotide messenger RNA. RefSeq lists its product as uncharacterized. The transcript has 2 exons. NCBI's taxonomy places the organism in Eukaryota, Viridiplantae, Streptophyta, Magnoliopsida, Solanales, Solanaceae. The record is from RefSeq and is a predicted model, not a curated record. Bases 331 to 678 code for a protein of 115 amino acids.